Lodderomyces pseudojiufengensis is the source of this 1893-nucleotide messenger RNA. RefSeq lists its product as uncharacterized. Lineage: Eukaryota; Fungi; Ascomycota; Pichiomycetes; Serinales; Debaryomycetaceae. The record is from RefSeq and is a predicted model, not a curated record. The coding region runs from base 1 to 1893 and encodes 630 amino acids. Gene Ontology annotation, molecular function: ubiquitin binding. The transcript has a single exon.
AUGACCGACUCUGAAUCAAUAUAUAUACCAAUACCUCAUUUCCCACCUUUCAAAUUAAGGUCUUCUAUGAUCGAUAAAGAUCCAGUGAUUUGGGCUCAUUUAUUACAAGCAUAUAAUCAAUUGAUGCAAUUUUUACUUGAUUCAAAUUCACCAAAAUUAAAUGUUAAAUCACAACAACAAUUACAAUUAUUUUUAAAAAUAUAUUUACAAGAAACAAGUGAAGAAAAUGAUAAGGUAUUUUCUUUAGGUGCUAUAAAUCCAGAUAUUACUAAAAACACAGAAAUUUUAAGAUCAUUAGUAUUUCAAGUAAUUAAAAAUUAUAGUUUUGUUAAAUUAAAUAUAACAGGAGAAAUGAUUUGGAAUUUUAUUAAAAUAUAUUGUUUUAAAAAUAUUCAAACUAUUAGAGGUUUAAUUGAUGGAAAUUAUAAAUCAAAAUUUAAUGAUAAUAAAAAAUCAGGUCAAAUUUCUUCAAUUUCUAUAUUACAAAAAUAUUUAGAACAAUUAAUUAUAAAUGGUAAAUUUAGUGAUUAUGAUUUAACUUGUUUAACAAUUUUAUUAGGACAACAUACAACUAAGACUACAACUUUUUCAAUGGGAUCAAAUAAAAGUGUAAGUAAAAGUUCAAAUAAUAGUUUAUCAUUUGCUGAAAAUUUUGUUUCUAGUGAAUGGAUUGAAUUGUUGGAGAAUUUGUAUGCUGGUGGGAGAAGUGUUAAUGCAAAUGCCAUAAAGAAUGUGAUGGUGUUGUCAUUGUUAUCUUUGUCUACUUCAAAAUUAGCAAAAUUAGCUCACGAUUUAGGUGUUUCUUCUGUUGAUACUUUGACUGUAGCUCCAUUGUUUAGCUCAAUUAUCAUAUCAGAAUCUUUUAAAGAACUAAUUCCAAAACUAGAGGAAAAAUUACAAUUUUUAAGACUCAUUGGAGGUGCAAUAAUUGACGAAGAGGACGAAUUUGAGCAAAAUAUAGAAGGUAUAUCAAUGCUUGUUGAUUUGUUUCCUGACAUGACAGAAAGAAAGGCAAAAAUAAUAUUAAAACAACACAAUGGGGAUGUUGAACACGUUACAAACUUGCUCCUUGAAAACCCUGAUUUAAUAAACUCCGUAACUGAAACUCCAAAACAAGUCGAACCAAAGCCUAACAUUAAAGUUGCAGCACCUACACCAAAAAGGUCAAUAUAUGAUGACGAUGAUAUAUCAAAAGGUGAUUUUUCCAAAUCGAAAGUAACAUUUGGUAAAAAGCAAAGAGAAUCAUUAGGAUCAACAGAUGAAGAUUUGAAAAAGAAAACUUUAAAUGCAGCAUUAAGACUAAUGUAUGAAAGUGAUGAAGAUGAACCUGAUGAUACUUAUGAAGAUCAAGAAAAAACAACUGGUCUGGCUUUAGAAGAAGAUAGUAAAAACAGACAUAGUAAUAAGAUGGCAGUAUUAACUGAUGAUAAGAAACCAGCUUUUGUUGACGUUGAUCCAAAAGAAAGGUAUCUUUUUUCAAUAUUUAAAAAGGAUGGAGCUGAAGCGUUUAGUAAAUUUAAAAGAAAAUCAUCAGAUAGAUCAAAAUUGAGAAAAGAAACAGAUUGGUCAGAUGAACAAAUUGAAGGUUGGUCAAGAAUGUUAUUAAAAUCUCCUCGAAGGUUCAAAAUUCUAGAAGAAGAUUAUUUAUAUGGUGGUGGUAAUCCUAAUAAGAGAAUUCAGAAUAAAAACUCCGCUAAAAACAUAGAUGAAAUUGAAACCAAAUCAUCUUCACCUGUAAUCAAACAACAAAAUACUCCACCCACAAAAGAUCAAUUAAAGCAUAAACAAGCAAGAAAUGAAAAGAAUAAAGCAAGUAAAGCUAAUCAUAAUAGAAAAUCUAAGCAUGAUAAGAAAUCAAAUCUGGCUUUAGUUGGAAUGCAAUCAUCAUCUUGA